Molecule: messenger RNA, 1577 nt
Organism: Brassicogethes aeneus
Lineage: Eukaryota; Metazoa; Arthropoda; Insecta; Coleoptera; Nitidulidae
Source: the annotation of a GenBank genome assembly
AUCAUUUAGCGCUUGUGUUCUGUGAUUUAGCGCAAUGAAUGAUGGAAAUGCAUUUACUUUACCAAUAAACACAACAAAUAUAAUAUCUGGUUUGGGCAAAUGCACGAAAAGAGGUUCGAAAAAAUGCUUUAAAUGUGAUAAAUUUAACGGAACUAAAAGUUUAACAUGUAAAAGUUGUGGUGUAGUUUUGCGCACAGCCCCUGAAGAGAAAUGCAAGGUAAACUUAGAUGCUGUACAAUUAAAUACUGGAACAUUAAGGCAAGUUUACUCUGUGAGAGUUAGAGAUGGGGGCCCAGAUCAAAGAGGUUUUGUGCAGUUGCCUUUUAGGGGUGAAAAAAACGGCAGCAUCGCACUUUCAGAAGUUGCUUUGUGCUUUGUUGACUCUUGUCAACGCCUAUUUGAUGAUUCGAUAUUAAAAUGCCACGAAGAGACGAUAAACAGUGACAAUUUAUUCUGUCAACACAUCAAGGAGGCUUCAAAAAGUCAAAAAAUGGCCACUGAUAUUAACAUAAAGCACAGCACACUGCAUAGUCUGAAAGUUACUGAUGAAAUUAGGAUGAAGUUGUAUGUUUUGGCUACGGAAAAAGAAGGCCCGCUUGUACAGAGAGUUUCUAAGCAUGUUUUGGCUGUUAAGUGUCAAGUUUCACCUAAGCACCCCUUAGGGUAUUUGCAUUUUUGUUUUUUAAACUUGAAAGGGAGGGAUGUUUACGACAAAUACUACUGCUCAUGCGCAGAGUUUAAAUUUUCUAGUAAUAUAAGUCACAAAUGUAUACAUUAUUUUGCUUGCAUAUGGGCCUUUGCAAGCAAUGAAAAAUAUGUAGAAGAAUUUAACACAUUUUUAAACCACGAAUUCCCCGUAACAUCAAAAUCUUCAGAUAUUAUAGUUAAAGAAAUAUCCAAAACACUACCAACCACACAAAGCCUAAAACCCAAGCUAAAAAGAAAAAGGAAAAAUAAAAACGAUAAUAAGGAUGUGAAAAAAUCUCAACUAUUAAUGCCCAAGAUUUUUCCAGUACACAUAAAAAUUCUGAACGGUGAAAAUGAUGGGAAUAAAUCUGUAUCAUGGGAAUAUAAUGAUUGGCUAACUUAUGUAACAGAAUCAAUAAAUAAUUCUAUGCAAUUUGAGAAUUGUGGAUUGUUAAAUACACAAGUUUUUCAUAUCCCAGAGGAGUUUUAUUUAUUUUUCAAAUCAAAAAUACCACAAAUUUAUUUAGAAAACAAAAUAAGUGGCAUCAAAAAUGAGGAAUUAUUCCACAUAAUGAACAUUUUACACGUAAAAGAAAUAUUCGACACCCCAACUAUCAAACUUCGCCUGUCAAAAAAAUUUGUUCACAACCGACUCACCGGGUUCAUAGAAGACGAAAAAAACGAGUCGUCCUCGGACACGAGUUUCAUUUUUUUCAUGAACGUGGGCCAAUCGACGAUCGACGAAAGUGACAAUACUAAUAACUCGUUUUUCAUUGGUUGGCUGCCGAAUGUUACGAGCGUCACUAAAGUGGGUCAGCUUAAGUUGCAGUACAAAUACGGCAGGAAAAGUACUUGUGUUUUAAGCGAAUAAAAAUUAUUGAUUGAUUAAU